AUGCCUGGAAUGGAGAAUGUUACCAAUCUCGGUCUUCGAGUGGAGAAAUUCAAGAAAAAUUUCCUCAAGCAUUACCAGGCCAAAUUUCCAAUCUUGUUCCGUAUUUGUUUUGAUCCGAUAGGCACUCAUAAGAAAUCGCGUGCCUUCAUCGGUUUCUUGCUCGGAUUUUUUAUGGCUGUUCUUCUAUACGAAUGCAUUAUCGUCGAUCUGCAAUUCGACGCGUAUACCAGCGUGUGUCUUGGUGGUAUUUUAAUUACAAUGCUGUCAAUUGGAUGUGCUUUGUCGAUUCAGGUGAGGUGUAUUUCCAUCUUGACAAUACCAGCGUUUUUUGGCCGAGCAGGUCGAAGUAUGUUGAGAGCACUGAUUUUUGGAUACAUCAUUGCCGGACCAUUGUUUAAUUUAGUGUAUAACGCUAAGGAGGUGGUAAGGACAUUCGGCUGCACCACACAGUUGACGUACAACCUUACCAAGACAAGAUUUGAUUUAAUGUUCAAACCGUUUCAACAGGCGAUCCUUGCUAUGAAGGCGGAUGCAAAUGAGAUAAAAGACACGCUUUCUUCGGUGAGGGACUUAAUGAGCCCGAUUGUCGAAGAAGUGGAGGGGGAGGAAGAAAUGUUGCGAUUAAAGGAGGAAAACGAUUAUUUGGACGAGUUGCAAGGUGAUACAAAAAGAAGCAAGGAAAUGGAAGAGAAGCACGAGAAAAAAAUUGAAGAAGCCAAAUCAGAUGCAGAAAUAUUUGAAGCUAAAUAUAAGAAAAAAAUCGAAGCUCGAUGCGAAGAGCAACUUAGUCGAGGUGCAGGAAGAUGUAGGGACAUGUUCGGUAAUGCUUACGACAAGUGUUACGAAGCAGUGAGCGUAUUUGUUGCUUGGCUGUUGUGUUGGCCGAUGAAACUGACUUUCGUCUGUAAUCUGGUCCAAGCACUGGGUGGUUCUAGUAUCUGUGAUCCUGAAGGAAAGGUUGAUACUGGCAUCGGCGAAGGAUACAUCGCUUUGAAAAGUGCUCGGGACGAAUUCAGCCGGAGCUUAAAGGACGCGAAGCUGCAAUACAAAGUGAGGAAGCCGCCAGUGAUUUUGGAUCUUCAAGAUUCGGCGUAUGCUGCCAGAGCGGUAAUACACGAAUUCACAGUGCGAAGAAGAUUGUUCCAGUCCGUGAUGACUAUCGUAAAAAGAUGCUUGUCCUUCGUGUUUCUAAAAAUCAUUUUCGACGCUCAGAGAUACCACGACAAAUAUUUGUCUGAUAUUGAGUUCGACAAUAUAUAUGUGUCGCCCUAUUUUCGCAAGAUAGACGCAAGAAGAAGAGCACGUGGUAGUAUGACUCUGUUGCCGUUCAAGAAAAUCGAGAGGAGAAAGUUUGUUGAUCCUUAUAGCGUGAAACCGAGCAAAACCGAAAGGUCUCAUUUGACUGGACAGACAGUUAAAUUGCUUCUUGAGCUCAUCACGGCCAGUGUUUUCGUUAUUUUGGAUUGGUUAUUUUAUGAAGUAUUGGAUUUAAUCAGGAGACACGCUUAUAUGGAGUACACUCAGGCAGGUCACCAUGACCUAAGUUUGGAAAUUCGCGGAACGGGGGUGAUCGCAUCAUUGAUCAGAAACGCGAUUCGCGGUUUCAACGUGAAGAAACGAAUCAAAACCGUGGUUUCGAACAGCGCGUGCCUUCCUCGGCCCACGAAACUACCCGCUUACGUAAUCGUCAAGAUCUACGGUACCUUCAUCGCGGUUUUCCUCCUGAUCUUCGCGUCCAUCUACACUGAGAGAUUACGUCGUGGCAUUUGCUCGUUCUUUUAUCGAAGAAGAGAAAAAAGACGAGUAUUGUACCUCUAUAACGAGAGUUUACGGCGCAGGCUCUCGUACACCAAGUUUAUGAAGGCUAAGGUGAAGAAUAUGGUGAGAACGCGUCAUUUGGAGAACGAGGUGAAUUUCUGGUUGGCCGUGAGACUUAAAUGGCCGGAUCGUUUUGGAUGGCUCAAGUACUUCGCCUGUGCCAGAGAAAGAUGUUUAAUCUGCGGCGAUCCGGAGCCUAGAAAAGGGCCAAAGUACCGAGCAUGCACCUCUCCAGGCUGCCCCUUCUUGCAUUGCGUUGAAUGCUGGAGAGACGUAGGAAAGAUUUGCUAUGCUUGCACUGAAUUUUCCGAUACUGAAACGGAAGAGUACGACACCCAACGCAGUGACUUUUAGUCCAGUUAACCCGCUGUAGAACAAGCAAUGGAAUAAUUCGUACAAGUUGCCUAAAUACAACAUUAUUGAUAAACACAGUAACUCGCUCGACAUGUUUGAAAAAAUACUUGAGAUUCGCUUAUAUAAUCACAAUGUUGAAAUACAAGGACGUAAGCUAAGCAACAAAAAUUGCAAAUGAAAUGCAGAGUUAAUGCUACGUUGAUCUUUAAAGAAUUAAACACUUGUUGAAGAUUUAUAAAUGAAGACAUUAAUUAAUAAGUUUAAUUAUUGAAUUAUAUUAUAUGGAUGAUGGUACUGUAAUUAUAACCAUUCUUUAUUUGCGCACUAGGAUACUAGUUAUUGAAUAUGAAUACAUUAAUCCCUGAUUUAUGUCUUUUGGUAGCCACUUAAAUGAGCAUCUGUUACAACUUGUAUUUGUGAUUUGAGAAUUUAAAACAAGGAAACUUAAAUUUAUGCCAAAUCGAUUGAUUUUAUUCCAAUGCUUAACAUACGAUUAGGGAUUACGUAUUCUUUUGAAGAAAAUACAUACGAUAGGAUCAAUAUUACGCCUCGAGGUACCAAUGAUACUAGUCAAGAUUGUAGGUAGUAGUGGCUAGAAACAUUUUUCGGGAAACUAUGAUAUCAUCAGAGAUGGUAAGGCCAUCUCUACGUAUAAAUCUCACGUACCAAACUCGACAAGAAGUCUCAGAUUUCAUGAGGAAGAAACGAGAACUUAAAACGUGCAUUUACUAUGUUGGAUUUAUGAGGACUGUGAUGCUCGAACGGAAUACAAAACAUUCAAGAGCACAAAGUAGGAUCAUUCCUAGUUUUAUAAUACAAUGGUAUUAUUCGAGGAAUCUCGCAUCUCCAUUAAAUUUCCACGAAGCCAACGAUGUAUCAAGGUAACGUUAACAUAAGUAUAAUGAGUUGCAGACGCGGAGCGAUUUACGUCUGUUUCACAUAAUUCAAGGAAAGAUUGCGAUUGUGCGACGAAUCUACUUGAAUACGACAUGAGGUCUCGCAAAUUGGUUAAAUUCUAUUCACAUACACGAAGAGGCAAGAUGCCGUAUGUUGUUAUAAGGAGAAUUUAACGAUGAUUACUAUAAUUGGAACUCUAGUAUUUCAAUAUUUUCAUAUGGAGGACAUUUUCAAGAGGAACAAUAGAGGUACCGGUCACCUGUUGCAAGCUAAAAUCGAAUUUCAUCCACGUUAACAAGAAUUACUCGGUUCGUCGAACAUCGCAGCGCGCAAGAAAAUGAUCCUUCCGUGCGCAUUUUUCCUAAGAAAUUA
Molecule: messenger RNA, 3441 nt
Organism: Bombus terrestris (buff-tailed bumblebee)
Lineage: Eukaryota; Metazoa; Arthropoda; Insecta; Hymenoptera; Apidae
Product: protein sneaky
Exons: 7
Coding region: 1-2172 (723 amino acids)
Cellular component (GO): membrane
Source: RefSeq, a predicted model, not a curated record